Messenger RNA from Symbiodinium natans, 1269 nucleotides. Lineage: Eukaryota; Dinophyceae; Suessiales; Symbiodiniaceae. The record is from the annotation of a GenBank genome assembly.
AUGCCAGGUAGUAUCUGCACAACUGAAGCUGCAGCCACUGAGAUGCCAGAGGUUCAGAAGAUCCCGUCAGAACCCGUGGAGAAACUUCCUUGGUCCUGGCGAUACCUGUCUGUGUGCAUUGUUUUCCCUGUGGUUGCCGGGGGAAUCAAUGUUUUCCUUUACUCAGGCCUCUCGCUCUACUACCGAGAGAUGGGGUGGGAGUUGUGGAUCACGGGGGUGGUCGUCAGCGUCGGAUCCCUCGGGAGAAUCUUCUUCCAGCAGUUGCAGUUGCAUCUUGGAUUGUGGACGGCAGCACCAAUGGCAGGUGUUCAUCUGCUUCUGGCGAUCCUCGUCACCAUCUACCCAGACAAGCUCUGGGCUCUGGUUGGCCAAUCCCUGGCGGUCAUCCUGUUUGACACGAAUGCCUUGAUGGAGGCCAUUUGCUUUGAAGUCUUCUCCGAUUCCGAGGCCAUCGCGCGCCAAGCGGCAGCCGCCAUGCUUUCCAGCUACACCGUUUCUUAUGCUUGUUCCGCCACUUACGGCGGAAUCAUCUACGACCUUUGGAGUUGGAACGGCGUAGCCUGGUAUCACAGCAUUGCUGCAUCGCUCAACUUGUUGCUCAUCGUGACGAUGCCCCCAGUACGAAGUUCGUGGAGGAAGCUUCGAGCACAGGGUGUGGAAGCCAGCUCGCAAGAUCUCAAAGCGACACGCCAGCGGGCCGGUUCUGCCCAAAGCGACGACUCUUGGUCUGGCAGCUUUCAUGCGCACUUGCCGCCACCUGAGCCUGUGGAGUUCUUGAAUCGCACGGUGCCAUCCGAGCAGGAGCUGGCCACCAACAUUGUCGCAGACGGGCAAGUGAAGAUCACGGAGUUGGAGUUGGAGGUAGAGCCUCCGGUACCUGAGACCCCGAAGAAGACCAAAAGCAGCAAGAUCCCAGCCAAUACCAGAAUGCCGGCAUUCAUGGUUUUCCUGAAUGGCUUCAUGAACAACUAUAAUUACGGCACAGUUUGGCUAACCUAUGCCAUCUUCUUCAAAGAACACCAUGGCUGGAACGAAGCAACUUGGGCUGGCAUCAGCCAGACAAGCGGUGACCUCCUUGCCGCCAUCAUGAUCGCUUUGCCUUUGAAGCGCAAGAUGGUGGACCCGAAGGAAAUGAAAGGCAUGCGUUGGCUUUGGUACUCCACAACGGGCCAGCCCUACAACGUAAGCUGCUUGAUGGUGGCAUGGCGAUCUUGUGCUUGGGGAUGGCCAACUCACUGUUGCCGGUGUCGAUUGCAGCGCAGGUGUUGA